Messenger RNA from Dothidotthia symphoricarpi CBS 119687, 792 nucleotides. RefSeq lists its product as uncharacterized. The transcript has 2 exons. Lineage: Eukaryota; Fungi; Ascomycota; Dothideomycetes; Pleosporales; Dothidotthiaceae. The record is from RefSeq and is a predicted model, not a curated record. The coding region runs from base 1 to 792 and encodes 263 amino acids.
AUGGCAUACUCCUACCCAGGCCCCAAGACCUCGCUUGAUGUCGUCAACUACUCCGCCCUCCAAGCGAACGAUGCAAAGGAAAUCUGUAAACUGGUGGAAAUCAGCCAAACGUCCGGCAUCUUCUUCCUCGACCUUGAGACCGGGUCCGCAAGCGGAGGCGCCUACGAUGACAUGCCUUCCCUCAUUGAAGCUCAGCGCAAAUUCUUCAGCCGAGAUGCAGAACAGAAAUUGGAGUAUGCGGAUGAUGAUCCAUCCAGAGGCUUCGACAUGUUCGAAGCCCUCUCAGUCCAACGUCUAAAACUGUCCCGCAAACAACACCUCUCCAACACUCUCCGCCUGCCUCCAGACCUCCAGAUCGUCUCAGAUCGCAUCUCUUCCCUCUUCACCUUCAACGAUACCGUCUUGAGACAAAUCGCUCAGAAACUCAGCACAAAAGCCUCCCCUCCUCUCGAAGCUUACAAGUACUCCGACUCCACCAACCCAGGCGCUUCGAACAUGUGUCUUGGAAUCGCAUCCGCUCGCGCAGGAAUGGAAAUACUUGGAGACCACUUGGACGAGGAUAUUCUGACGAUUACGUAUUAUGACGAGCCAUUUCUCGAGGUUCAGGAUCGAAAGACGAAAGCAUGGGGCUUGGUGGAGGUAAAUGAACAUAUGCCAAUUGUGAAUGUUGGUGAUGAGUUGCAAAAGGCGAGUAAGGGGAAGUUUUAUGCGCCACCGCAUCGGGUUGUGCAGAGUCCAAAGGAGAUUAAUCUGGUCAUGUACGAUUUGAAUGAAGGAAUGAGCGAUUUUUAA